Messenger RNA from Suillus plorans, 1400 nucleotides. RefSeq lists its product as uncharacterized. The transcript has 5 exons. Lineage: Eukaryota; Fungi; Basidiomycota; Agaricomycetes; Boletales; Suillaceae. The record is from RefSeq and is a predicted model, not a curated record. The coding region runs from base 32 to 1201 and encodes 389 amino acids.
UGGAAGUCACCACAACUUGUCUUCUUCCUCCAUGGCUGCCAUUUACGCCGUAUAUACCUCUCCUACUCACCCGCCCAUACCAAACCAUCUUCCUACUCUCAUAGUAACUCCUCAUGGUCAACCGUCUAACAUUCUCUACUCUUACCUUCACACAAACUUUAAUUCCGAGAACUAUCUUUUGACACCCUCUCCCCAAGGUGACCUCUGUGUCGCAAAGCUUUUCCCCCCACGUCAGAAUCCUGGUAAAUCUACUGCAUCCGACCCUGGUCAUUCAAGCUCUUCCGCUGCCCGCUACGUCAGAUGCGAAGCUUCCCGUAAUCUGAAGUGGACGAUCACCAACACAGGUGUCAUAUCACCCAUCUACAAGCUCUCCCUGCCGUCCCCAGACUCUCCCGAUUUACCCCUCUUUCAAAUAUCAAAACCAAAUCCUAAUGCUGCUUUCUGGAGCAUGUUCUACUUCGCUUAUGCAGGUCAUAAUAUUCCCCCAAAGCGCAUUGAAUUCGGAAAGAUACAGAAGAACCCCCCAGGUCCAAACGGUGGCGGAACUAGAAUUAGCAUCACUGGAAAAUCACCCGAAGAAAAAGCAGUCUGGCAGACCUUGGGAGAGGGGAAUGAGGAUUGUGUCGAAUGGGUCGUUCUCUGCGCAGUACUGAACCUUCUCGACGAUGAGAUCAUCAAGGCCGCUGAGAAGAAUCCACCUCCAGCUGCCACACCUGGUCCCAUGCCAAACAGUCCACCUGGCCCUGGCGGUCGACCAGCGCCUGUUGCGCUUCACGACCCAGCUCCAACGUCUGCACCUCCCCAAAAUCAACCACGCCCUGGUCCAUCCCAGCAGCAUCCACCCCGUGGUCCACCACCUCCUCAUUCCCAGGGAGGGCCAGGACCUACCCCGGGUGGUCGUCCCCCGCAAGGGUUCCCCCCUCCAAGAGGAUUUCCACCUGGACAAGGACCCCCUCCAGGAUUCAUGCCCCCUCCUGGGUCCAUACCACCUCCGGGGUCCAUCCCCCCUGGUCCUGCUCAAGGCGGUUAUCAAGGAUUCCCUCCUGGACGUCAGCCCCAACCUCAGCAGCACCGCAUGCCUGGUCCCCCCAGUGGCCCUCCACCCGCUAUGCUCCCUGGCCGUGCGCCGCCCCCACAACAACCAUACCCACAACAAAUACCCCCUGCUCAACAACAGCAGCCAAUGGCAAGACGUUUCUGAUACUCGUAUAUACCUGGACAGUUCAUCAUGAGACAGUCUUCUUUACCCCCUUACCCUCUCCUUGUCUUUUUUUGGUACCCGAUGCCUCCAUAGGUGUCAUGAACUCACUGACUCUGGAUUUCUCUUUCUUUCGUCUUUUAGUGGUCGAUCUAGUCUGACCUUCUUGGCGAUAUUGUCAUUCUCCUUCGAAUAUCUUCAG